Drosophila innubila is the source of this 1064-nucleotide messenger RNA. RefSeq lists its product as uncharacterized. The record is from RefSeq and is a predicted model, not a curated record. The transcript is spliced from 2 exons. NCBI's taxonomy places the organism in Eukaryota, Metazoa, Arthropoda, Insecta, Diptera, Drosophilidae. Bases 1 to 837 code for a protein of 278 amino acids.
AUGUCGCGUCUCAAGUGGCUGCUGCUCCUGGCGUGCGCCGCCAGCAUCGGAGCAAGCGUGGAGGCAGCUGCGAGUCCAAUGCAACGACGACGCCGGCACAGCAACGUUGAAUCCACUCCCACUCCAGCUGGUAAUGAUUGGGGACUGGGACCGGAGUUGGCACUGGUGCGUCGUGUCUACGACGAUUGCCAGGAGAGGAACGAUUUUAUUGGCUGCCUCAAGCAGAAGGCGUUGCAUGCAUUGACGCGUGCUUUGGAUCGGGAUUCUAUUAAAAUCGUGGACGGCCUGGUGCUGGAGAAGCAGAACAAAAGUGACACCGAUAGCAUCAUAAGCUCCCUGACAGAUGCCAGGCAAUUUGGCAGUCUGGCACCCCUGGAUCGCGCCCUCCUCUCCAAGGCCGACAAACUGAUGCGUACGCAUGCGCUGAAAUUCGACAUGGACUUAAGCCUGGAUGGGGACCACUUUGUAGGUCGUGAUAAGAAGAAGAAGAAGCAAAAGGAUGGUGGACACAUCAAGUAUGUGAUUGCCGCGUUGCUAACUGCAAUGGGCAUCGCUGGACCGCUGGGUCUAAAGGCAUUGGCCGCAAUUGCCGGCAAGGCGUUGGUGAUCAGCAAAGUGGCGUUGACCAUAGCCGGAAUUAUUGCACUGAAGAAGCUCUUCUCACACGAUCACAGCGAGGAGACCAGCUUCCAGGUGCACGCCGGCGAGCACAACAGACGCAACACGUACGUCAUCAGGCCCGUAUCGAAAACAAAUCCCAACGUGGGCGUCACAGCUGCCGGAGGUAGUUCCUCGGUAGAUCCAUAUCGCUACUACUACGAGUACCAUCAGCAGUAGGAGAGGACAUUAUUGACCUCUUACUCUUGUCCAAGUUGCGUGUGCGUGUGUUUGUAAAUGUGUGUGUUCAAAGCAGAUGCAGCUAGACUACCAAAGAAAUUCAAGCCGAGUUGAGCCUUGACUCCAUUGCGUGUCCAGACUGGCGCCCAUUUAUUUAUCGUAGCUCUUAAGAUUUAGUGUAAAUUUUAGAAAAAUAUAAGGGUGCAGCAUACAUGUCACCAACCAAA